AAACUUUCGGAGGAUAAGCAUCCCAGCCUGACCCUCUUGACUCCCCCGUGAUGAAGAUAGAAGAUAAUGAAGAAAGAGAUGAAUAAGAUGAAAAUGUUAGAGAUGAAAGGUGUUGAAUAGAGAGACGAUGAUGGAAGAAAGAAAAACUAUGUAAGAGGGGAGAGGAGAAAGAGAGAAAAGGAAGGAGACAUAAUAAUAAAGUAAAAUAAAUGGUAAAUUUCGAUGGUUAAUUUGUGUACUUUGAUUGACUGCAGGCUUGAGUUCGGAUAGGUAAAAACAAUCCAAGCUCAGUCUCCGAGUAAAGCAGGCUCGACUCAAAGACCGGAGUACGGAUUGUAUAAAAAAUAAGAAUCGACUGUGGCAGAUUGGGGGUGUGCCCAAGAUCCAUUUCAUUUCGGAGCUCUACCGUUCCCUACCCGUCAUCGCUCUCAGGCUUCUUCCCUCCAUCGUGGAAGCCAUUCCCAGCAUACGCAGAGGAGCAGAAAUCAAGAAACCACUCGCGACUUGCCUGUACAUUAUUGAAGACAGAGAACGAGAGAGAUAAAGAGAAACAGAGAGAAGUGGGAGAGACAGAGGGAUGUCUCUGACGAGUGUGAAGAUGACGGAGGAAGUGUGGCUGACUUGCCUUACCCAUGCAUUGUCCACAGAGACCGAAGAAAUCAUGGGUCUUCUUCUCGGAGACAUUCAGCAAUCAAAUAGUGGGAGUGUGACGGCACUUAUAUGGGGAGCAUUGCCACAACCACGUUCUGAUCGCCGGAAGGACCGGGUAGAGACUAACCCUGAGCAGUUGACUGCUGCAUCUGUACAAGCUGAGAGAAUGACUGUGGAAACAGGAAAAACAACAAGGGUGAUUGGCUGGUACCACUCACAUCCUCAUAUUACAGUCCUUCCUUCUCACGUUGAUGUCCGCACUCAAGCAAUGUACCAACUUCUGGAUUCUGGAUUUAUUGGAUUAAUAUUUUCGUGUUUUAGUGAAGAUGCACAGAAGGUCGGAAGAAUUCAGGUUAUUGCAUUUCAGUCCAUGGAUGGAAAACAAAGUCAUGUUUUAAAACCAGUUCCUCUUGCCCCUGUACAUAAAAGUUCCAUAAUUGAUCUUGAAACAUCACUAAGUUCUUCAGAGACAUCAGCAAGAGCUUCCAUUAGAGGAGAGAAUCUUGAGCAAGACACAGGUGAUUCAAGGGCAAUUACUUUACCUUCUAAGGCAUUGUUAAAAACCUCAGACUUGGGGGGUUUCUUUGCCAAUAUUGAUGCCAAGACAGGAGAAAACUUCCAUACUAGCACUCCCACUGAUGCAACUAUUGAGAUAGAUCACAUGGAUAUGUCGGAAAGUAUGCAAGAAGCAAUGCACCUGUCAAAUAUGGAGAUGAGUGGUGCAGAGUUUGUCAGGAAGGAAAUCCCUCUUCUUGUUUUGCCAUCACCAUCACUUCUUAAUAUUGACACACCUUUGAGUUCAUUCACCAAUCUGCAACAUGUACUAUAUGAAGAGGAACGAAGUGCAUAUAAUCAAGCAGUUGCACAAAACUUGAGGGAUGGGAAAGUGCAUCCUCUAACUUAUAUCCACCACACGUCCACAUAUCAGGCUUCCAUGUGCAAAUUGAUGGAAUAUUGCUUAAGUCCCGCCAUUAGUGCACUCCAGGAUCGGUUGAGAGAGAAUGAAAUUCAGCUAAAGAUGUUAGAUGAUGAAGCCAAGGUGCUGGAGUCAGAGACUAAACGAGCGGAAGAGCCAUCAGAUUCACCUCGUAGGGGAGGUAGCCCUUUGUCAGGCCACAAGGACUUGUACCCUCCUCCUGCUGAUUUAAGCAACACCCGAACUAGUUCCGGGAACAGGAGCAGAAAAGGAUCUUGAUCAUACUUAAAGAUUAGUCUUUAAGUGAGCAGGAGUAGAAAAGGAUCUUGAUCAUACUUAAAGAGUAGUCUUUAAGUGAAAAUAUACCGAUAGGGUCCCCUUAGAAUCCUUGGAUCAUCUUGUAGUGCUUCCCCUGGAUUGUAAUUUUUGGAUAUAAUGAUAAAAUUGCAUUUUUUUGAAGGAAAAUCUUAUUAAGGCAAAUCUUUAUUAUUA
Messenger RNA from Cuscuta europaea, 2059 nucleotides. The record is from the annotation of a GenBank genome assembly. NCBI's taxonomy places the organism in Eukaryota, Viridiplantae, Streptophyta, Magnoliopsida, Solanales, Convolvulaceae.